Acanthopagrus latus (yellowfin seabream) is the source of this 2488-nucleotide messenger RNA. RefSeq names its product sideroflexin 5a (gene sfxn5a). The coding region runs from base 135 to 1103 and encodes 322 amino acids. The record is from RefSeq and is a predicted model, not a curated record. Gene Ontology annotation, biological process: citrate transport; mitochondrial transmembrane transport; monoatomic ion transport. Gene Ontology annotation, molecular function: citrate transmembrane transporter activity; monoatomic ion transmembrane transporter activity. Gene Ontology annotation, cellular component: mitochondrial inner membrane. Lineage: Eukaryota; Metazoa; Chordata; Actinopteri; Spariformes; Sparidae. The transcript has 14 exons.
GCCAGCUGACCCGCGCAGACAGACAGCUGCACGCUCCACGCAGUGUUGGUUGAACACGCGUUUUAUCCUCGGUGACAGAAGUGUGUGUGUGUGUGUGUGCGUGUGUGUGUGUGUGUGUGUGUGUCUGCAGCAGCAUGUCUGAAUAUCCCACAUUCCAGCAUGGCAGCUCUCGUUUCGACCAGAGCACGUUUUUGGGUCGGUUCAGGCACUUCCUGGAUGUGAUCGACCCCAGCACACUCUUUGUGACGGAGAAGCGGCUGCAGGAGAGCGUGGAGCUGCUGCGCCGCUUCAAGCAGGGAACUCUGCCUCCAGGAGUGACGGACGCUCAGCUUUGGCAAGCUCAAAAAAUAAAGCAGGCCAUCAUCCACCCUGACACGGGGGAGAAGAUCCUCAUGCCCUUUCGGAUGUCAGGUUUCAUCCCAUUUGGAACACCAGUGGUUGUUGGCCUCCUUCUACCAAAUCAGACGCUGGUGUCAACCAUCUUCUGGCAGUGGUUAAACCAGAGUCACAACGCCUGCGUCAACUACUGCAACCGCAACGCCUCCAAGCCGGCUCCAGCUUCCAAAUUCGUCCAGGGAUACCUCGGAGCGGUGACCAGCGCCGUCUCCAUCGCUGUCGGGUUGAACGUGUUAAUCCGUAGAGCCAGCCGCUUCAGCCCAACGACCAGGCUUUUGGUGCAGAGGUUCAUCCCCUUCCCAGCAGUGGCGAGUGCAAACGUCUGCAACGUGGUGCUCAUGAGACACUCGGAGCUGUCGGAGGGCAUCAGCGUGCUGGACGACAGCGGGAACGUGGUGGGAACGUCCAAAGUGGCGGCCAGGCAUGCACUUUUAGAGAUGGCUUUGACCAGAAUGGUGCUUCCGAUGCCGAUUCUGGUGCUUCCCCCCCUGAUCAUGACUGUGCUGGAAAAGCUUCCUCUCCUGCAGAGACAUCGGAGGCUCGUCCUGCCCGUCCACAGCCUGGUUUGCCUCGCCGCCUUCGGACUGGCGCUGCCUCUCGCCAUCAGUCUCUUCCCACAGAUGUCCCAGAUCGGUGUGAACGAGCUGGAGCCGGAGAUCGCCGCGGCCACAGACUGUAAGAUUGUGACAUACAAUAAAGGCCUGUGAGCGAUCCCCCCCCCCCCCCCGAAGACGCGACCUGCUGCUCGUCACCGACGCUGCCAGAGAGUAAAACGAUGGUAAAUUUGGCCGUGUUAUCCGGCGAGCAGUUAGCAUAUGUUUACAGAGAGAGAGGAUAGUGAGAAUACACAGUGUUUAUGCCAAGACAAUGGUUGUUAGAUAAGCAACAACACAUGAUGACAUACUGUGAUAUAUGAAAAUAUACAUGAUGACACCUCAGGAAGGAUUGUCGCUCUUACCGAGGAUGUAACGCAAAAUAACUGAGCCGCUCAGAAAGAUUUGCAGUAGAGUUUCGAUCAGGCUAAUGUGCUUCUUUAGUUUAACAGCCUGCGAGACGUGCACUCGUGUUUCUAAGGGCUGUUGCUCUAACCUAAAAUGAUUGUAUGAUCGCAUGAUUAUUGUGGAACAGAUUCACGAUGACGAUAUUAUCGCUACAUCUAAAGAAAUCAGGAAAACAAAUUCAACCAAUGAGCUCUAUUGUUAAAAUGUGUUAACUGUGUGUUUCAUCUCUUUGAUGAUAAAUGAAUUACCCUCAAAAUCAAAGUGUUAGGAGGUCGAGAGAGUCUGUAACAUACCUGUAGAAAUAUACCGACAUCUACUCAAUUACUUUAUGAACAAUUUUUAUUAGAGAUGCUCCGAUCUACUUCCAGGACGACAGGCCGAGCGGCGACAGAUAAAUCUGAUUCUGUGCUGCUCACAUUUAACCACUCACGCCCCAAACGGGACCGCCGGUCCAAACCUGGAAGGUUUAAUCCAGCCUGGGCUCUGGUGUCUCUCCAUUUUCACAACUAACAGGCAAUUAACUCAAAAGAAUUUCAGUAAUCGUGAGGAAGAAUGAGAGGAUGAAGAUAGCAGCAGAACCCGUCUACAUGAUUGUGUGUAUGUAAAAUAAGACGGUAGAAUUUCACCAGAAGGAAAAAUGAGAGAAAAAUAAACUAAAUUGUGUUUAUCAGAAUUUAGUUUGUUUCCCAACAUUACCUGCCUGAACACUCACCUCCCUGCUGAAGAGGGACAUUGUGUGAUGAUUUAGCAAACCAACACUUUACUAUCUGUUGCAUGAUUAAAGAAACUAAAACUUUUGGAUGUGAUUUUUGUUGAUGUGCUGCUGAAUUAAUCUUCAAAACACCCCAGAACUGUUUCUCAUUUAAAGUCUUUUCUAAUACCUGAGUUGUGUUUUGGUUGUUUGUUUGUAUUUUCACCUCGAGGCAGGUAAUCAUGAAAUAUUAACCAACGCUAAAUUUCCAAUAUUUGCCUUGACGUCCAGGUGAUUCUGUCUUUAAAGUUGUCAAUUACAUUCCCUCCUUAUAAACUGUAAAUACACAAACUUAAUAAUCCCCGUCAAAUAAAGACAUUUUGAUAAAUUGACUCUCAAA